CUGCAGGUUCAUGCUGGCUCUGGAGCACCCUGUGGUGCUGAUUUCCUCCUGGCCACGCAGCAUGAUCCACGGGACGCAGGCAUCAGAAGAGGGGCGCUGAGGCUGGGACCCAGGUGCCUUGUCUGGCCCAUCACAGGCCUGUUACAGAGACUGACAGUGGUCACAGCCCCUGGGCAGGAGGCACUUGCUGUCCCAUGUGUCGUCUCAGUGUGGCAGACUGGGCAGCCGUUCACCCCUCCUGCACUGGGAUGGUCACAAGACCCAUUAGUCCAAGUGACUCAGCCUGACGCUGGGAGAAGCCGGUGGCCAAGGCAGAUGCUGAGUGAGGUCAUGUAGAAGAGCAGAUUUCGUAUGAAGAUGGGAUUGUUGGUGUUUAUGCGUAACCUGCUGCUAGCCCUUUGUCUCUUUCUGGUACUUGGAUUUCUUUAUUACUCUGCAUGGAAGCUGCACCUUCUCAGAUGGGAGGACACAAAUUCAGUGGGUCUUUCCUUUGACUCCGUUGGACGUACAGUAGGCUCAGGAAGAGGAGAGAGAAAAACUGAGACUUUUGUUCUUCUGUCGUCCAUCCCAUCACACCUUGCUGCGAACCCAGGAACUGGCAGUGCCCAGAAAGAACCUAUAGCUGCACCAGGCCCAGCCAUUCUGAAAUAUGACAAACUGGGCUUUCUUCUGAAACUGGACUCAAAACUGCCUCCAGAACUAGCAUCAAAGUAUGCAAAUUUCUCUGAGGGAGUUUGCAAACCUGGGUAUGCAUCAGCGCUCAUGACUUCCAUCUUCCCAAAGUUCUCCAAGCCAGCACCAAUGUUCUUGGAUGAUUCCUUCAAAAAGUGGGCACGGAUCAGGGACUUUAUGCCUCCCUUUGGAAUUAAAGGACAAGAUAAUCUGAUAAAAGCCAUCCUGUCAGCAACCAAAGAGUAUCGCCUCACUCCAGCCCUUGACAGUCUCAGCUGCCGGCGAUGUAUCAUUGUGGGAAAUGGAGGAGUGCUUGCAAAUAAGUCAUUGGGGUUGAAAAUUGAUGACUACAAUGUUGUCAUCAGGCUGAACUCUGCUCCAGUGAAGGGCUUUGAGAAGGAUGUGGGUGGCAAGACAACGCUGCGGAUCACGUACCCUGAAGGGGCCAUCCAGAAACUGGAGCAGUAUGAGAAGGACUCCUUCUUUGUUCUGGCCGGAUUCAAGUGGCAGGAUUUCAAGUGGCUCAAAUACAUUGUUUACAAGGAGAAAGUGAGUGCAUCUGAUGGAUUUUGGAAGUCAGUGGCUACCCGUGUCCCAAGAGAACCUCAUGAGAUCCGCAUCCUGAAUCCGUACUUCAUCCAGGAGGCAGCUUUCAGCUUCAUUGGCCUGCCUUUCAACAACGGCCUGAUGGGCAGAGGGAACAUCCCCACCUUGGGAAGUGUCGCCAUCACCAUGGCACUGCACAACUGUGAUGAGGUAGCAGUAGCUGGAUUUGGCUAUGACAUGAAUUCACCAAAUGCACCACUACAUUACUACGAGAGCAUCAAGAUGUCUGCCAUAAAGGAGUCCUGGACGCACAACAUCCAGCGAGAGAAGGAGUUCCUGCGGAAGCUGGUGAAAGCCCGAGUCAUCACCGACCUCACCAGUGGAAUCUGAGUUGUCCCAGAUCCCGCGUCGGAGGGAGGCGAGGGACGCACGCUACAGCCAAGGGAGCAGGCAGUGGGAGAGCCACACAGGAAUCCCAACUCAAAGGAAACACAAGAAAUGCACAGGUGCUCUGCGAGAGACUUCCCGGAUCUCCAGUCGGCACCAGUGCUGCACCUGCUGCAUCCCUCAUGGGGCUGGCAGGGGCGAGCUGGGAGUGGGGCUGAGGGCGGUUUCUUGACCGCAGCUCUGCAGCUAGAACUUUUGUGUCUAGAAUUAGCUGGAAAAGCCUGAAGAGAGAAGGGAAGACAGGUCAGUGACACACAGCAGAGAGUGCCAAACAGGAGCGGUGCUGGCCGGGGCAGCACCGCCUGAAUGUACAAAGUAGUCUUUUUAAAAGAAAUGUUGAAUCAUGCUAAUAAUAUCAUGGUACAAAGCGAAGACUGGCUUGUGCCCACCUCCAGCAGGAGCCAGGCCUCCCCACAUGCAGUCCGCAGCUCCUGGCCUCAGUCCUUGCCCUGGGAAAACAACUCCGUCCAUGACUUCACUCCUGUUGGUGCUGCUAUAAUUUAAAGAGACAAUGGCCUUCCGCUGUUCUCCACCCAGGCUGCUGGUGGGAGCUGAGCAUGGGUUUAUUUUUCUGCACUUUCCUUGCUUCCUGCAUAGGCGCUGGAGCUGCCAUUUAUCCAGCUGCAUUUUCCACAAGCUGUUUGCCCCACCCUGGCUCUGCCUUGACCCUGAGCUGGAGCCAGGAGCCAACUGCCUCCUCGGCCUUGUGUCCUGGAGGAGUGGCAGACAGGACCCUGCCUGGUGCUGAGGGGCGUUCGGCCCUCGAGCUGAGCCGGCCAGGCAGCACGCCAUGGGCAGGUGCAUCUCUGUGUUCAGUGGUACCAGGGUUUCUCAACAGUGUCAGACUUUAUCUUUAUGUGGGGAGAGGGAUAAUUUAUUUUGAGGGAGGUCAGCGUUCAUGUUGCGAUCCAAAGCUUCAGUGUUCAGCAGCAGACAGCUACAGCAGGGUUAAUUUUAUGUUCCACACCUGGUCUUGUUCCCUGCUAAUGACUCCUUGAUGAUGGACCCCCCUGGCAAGGGGCAGGGGAGCGACCUGACUGGAAACCUUCACUUCUCGUCCCCUUCCCAGGCAUUUCCUGGCUGCUCCCACGUGGCUGGGCCGCUGCUGUUGUCAGCGGGGUACAAGUGUGUCCGUGGCUUUGGCAGCGUGGCUUUGGCAGCGUGGCUUUGGCAUGCAGAAUUUGCACAUUGGGUUCUGUCCCUUCUGCACAGAAGGUGGCACUAGACCAAGCAAAGCAAGCGGCUGGGUGGGGCGGGAGCUGCCUCAGUUAUUCUGUGUCUGUGCAGAAGAGGGGGGCACUUGGGAGGGGACGGACGCUGAGCGAUGUAACUAACCUUUCCCUCCUGUACUGUAAUGUGAAUACAUCAGGCUGUGCUGUGCGGCAGCAUGUGCUCUGGAUCUGAGCCCCAGGGCAGAAAUGGACUGGCUACUGGUCCGGGAUAACCUGGCCCCACUCUUCUCCUCCUGCCAGCUGCACUUCUUGUGCUGCUUGAUUUGGGUGCUGGGGAGGAGGCCGUGCAGAGGUCACAAACCUGAGGCAGAGAAGGUGCCUUGAGGGUCCCUGUAAUUCGUUUCCAGAGGGGUCAGGGUCUUGCUCUGGAUUGCAGAGCGAGAACGCGGGUCCAGGAUGUGUAACUAACCCAGGACAAGGGGCACGUGGAGCAGACCAAAGCCUACAGCUCGUCUCCUGCUCCUCCAGCCUUUCCUGGGGCAGGGCCCGUAAACGUGGCGAGGGAGGUUUGCCAGCGCAGGACACGCUGCCUGGGUCAGAAGACAGAACCAGCAGUGGGCGAGUUGAGCUGUGUGAGGGGCUGGUGCAGUAGGCGCUGUCGCCUGCAGGGGGUAGAGGCGCUGCCUGACACAGGCCUGGUGAGACAUGGCCUGGGCUGCCCUUGGCAGGGCUGCCUGCUCAGAUCAGUGCAGGGGAAUGAGCCGUCUCCUUGCAGCUCCCAGUCUUGGACAGCACCUCGGCUUUGUGUCCGGGCCGCUCCCAGCGUGUAUUCUCUGAACAGCUUGCAGAGGCCUGGCCCUGCUCCAGUCCCUCAGAGACAAGGCAGCUGGGGGUCCUCCUGCUCCUCUCUGGAGGGUGGGUCUGUCUGUCUAAGCCUCCCUGCUUCCUCUUUUGCCUCUGGCUCUCAGUCCAUCGCUCCCCAUGCUGCUGCUCGGAGGGAGCUCGUUUGAAUAUUCUCCCGAGUUGUUUUUCCUGUUCCAUUCAGCCCAGGGAUUGUGUUUCAGUAAAUGUCACACGCAGAAGUUCACGCUACAUUUCCCAAUCGUCCAAAGCAACCCUGGUAGGUGGGGCAGAGUCCCCAGCCCAGCCCUCCUGCUCCCUCCGCCUGCCCUGCUCAGAGGGGCUCAGGGCACCUCCAGGUGCAUCCUCCCUCCGCAUGUGCUACAGCAGAGUGGGAAGUGCUCACCCCGGGAGCUUGGGAGGUUUGUCCACGUGCUCUCCAGGCCGGACCAGACUCACUUCCCUCCCUCUUGUCACGUCAGUGCCAUUGUUGUUACCUUUGCGGUAGGGCAGGACCCACCAGCCGGGGCGUGCAGGUGCAGAGAGCUGGCUCAGGGCCUGCAGUGGGCACUGUUGGCCAGCCAGCCGCAGGAGCUGCUUUCCUCACACCUGUGCCAGGCAGGGGGCAGUGGAGCAGAGGAGAGGGACUGCUUGUAUUACACAACAGCCAUGCGUGCUGGACCCCUUCCCUCCCGCAGCGAUUGUCUGACUUCCUGUAUUACACCAGCCAUAGCACAUCCCCUGACCAAUUCCUGCUGCAACCAGGGCAGCCCUUAGCAAAACGUCCCCUCUAGAUGUGCAAGUUGCCAGGCCAGGGAGGCGAGGAAGGGAAGUGACUUCGGCUCACCCUGUUCUUCAGCUGGGUCACCUGCACAGCGCCUGCUAUUGAUCCUUCUCAGAGCGGUGAUCAGUCCCCCGAGACCUCUCCUGCCCUGGACUGAGUAUAGCGACGCUGGCCCCUGAUCCUUUCGGUGCCGGAGCAAACCAGCCGCAGCCCCGGUGUGUGUGCCAGGAAGUUGCCCCUCGGCGUGGUUCUAGGUGGGUUUUGUGAGCGAUGCUCGUGCAUGCCCGUCCUGCCACCUCCAGAUCCCUUGAUCCUUAACAGGUGCAGACACUGGCAGACUGUAGCCCUGCCAGCCUGCCCUGCUCCCGCCCAAGCACUGCAGCUACGGUGCUGCUGAUUCAGAUCAGCGUAGUGCUGAGCAGCCCCAGUCACGGGCCAGGGCUCCGUUAUGGUAGGUGCUGGACAAAACGAAUAGAAGGACAAUCCCUGCCCCGAUCUAAGUUAAGCCAAGAGACAAUGGAUGGAUAUGGACAGACAAGGGAGCACGAGGAAACAGUGGGACAUGGGUCAGCAUGAGCGGCCCUGGGCUCAGCACACCCCCCAUAACCGUUGUCAGGUUGCUUGUUGAUGUCACAGCAAAGGAGCGUUUUAAGGGGGACUUUGCCCAUGCUCGUCGCCACAGGAGUGAGCGUUAUGCCAGGGCUAUCCCCAUACAGGCCUGUGCCCACUGUCCCUGCGACAGUCAGGACUAAGGGGUUUCUUCUCCUGUCCUCUACCCUCUGCUGUGCUGCCAGCUUGCUGGUUCCCAUGCGUCCGAGUCCAAGGUCCCUUUGCUCUGUUCUCACCAUGGCUGGAGCUGGCUGUGCGCAGUACCGGUGCAGUGCGAUGCUCGGGAGGGCCAGCGGCAUGGAGCUGGGUGCUGCAUGAAGCAUUUCGAGUCAGACUGGCCCUUUGAGCUCCUGGCCAUGUGCUCUGUGACCCAUCUGUCUGUCAAGGUGGCCUUUCUGAUAGCUAGAACAUCAGCCAGAAGAGUCAGUGACCUGGGAGCACUUACAGCGGGUCCACCAUGUACUACCUUCUAUAAAGAAAAGGUCAGAUUCAUAUCCAAGGUAGUUUCAUGAGAGCCAAGUCAUCAUACUUUUUCCUAAACUACAUGCCUUGGAAUAGGAGAGAUCUCUGCAGCCUCUGGACUUCCCGAGGGCUUGGCUUUUUAUCUGCAAAGAACAAUGGAUGUUAGAAAGGCACCUAAGCGAUUUGUUUCCAUAGCAAAGUGAUCAAGAGGUCAACCUAUAUCAGUGCAGAGACAUUUGAAAUGGACCUUGGGUUAUAUUGCAUUUUGUUAUAGAAUCAUAGACUAUCAGGGUUGGAAGGGACCUCAGGAGGUAUCUAGUCCAACCCGCUGCUCAAAGCAGGACCAAUCCCCAGACAGAUUUUUGCCCCAGAUCCCUAAAUCCCUCAAGGAUUGAACUCACACCCCCUGGGUUUAGCAGGCCAAUGCUCAGACCACUGAGCGAUCUAUUAGCUGGCAGCGCCCUGGCAGGGAUAAAAGGGCAGGCUACUUCAGCUGCAGCCCUGAGAGACGUACCCAUCUUUGAGGUAUGUAGGGCAGUGACUUGGAGCUCUUUGUAGGCCUUCAUGAGACAUGACACCCUGGAACACUCAGCAGCUGUGGAUACGGCUGCGGGGACAGCCCUACUGCAGGCGGCUAUCACCCACCAUCUGUUUGACUACUGCUUGUUCAUCUUCCAUGCAUGGAAUACAAUAGGGACCAUCGCUCGAAGAAGAGGAGGCUACUUACCAGCAACUGGAGGUUCUUCAAGACGUGUGGUCCCUGUCUGUAUUCCACUGCCUGCCCUUUGUUCCCUCUGCUGUGUAAUCAUUACACUGCAGCGAGAACGGGCAGCCUACGUGCCCUUUAUGCCCUCGGCUGGGAGCAGAGCAGAACUACAGCACAUGUGCCGGCCAACGGACGCUGCUUGCAAGAAAUUCCAGCAUCAGGCGCGUGGUGUGCAUGCGUAUCCCAGGCAUGGAAUACAGAGAGGGGCCACACAUCUUGAAGAGCCUCCAGGUACAGACGAGUAACCUUCAUGGAUUUGCUGAGCUCUCGUCUGUGCCCAGGGUAGAUGUGAUGGGCGGGAGGCACAGUUUGCCCUGUCCUGUCUCUGCAUUUCCCUUCUCAUUGCUGCUCACCAGCUUCCUCUGUGACAUCUUGAGACUCCCAUCUCUUGUGAGAUGCUGUCAGAGACCCCCCCACACACACACUUGUGACCUUCCCACCUCAAUGCAGGUGCUGGGAGGGGAAGGGAAGUGCAGAGAUGGGACAUGGCACCAAAGGGGGUUGGGUAAAGGUCUGUUAAUUGGCAUUUACCCAACUGUGAUGGGAGCUCUUAACUGACAUGCUGGCCAGGUGCUCAGGGAAGCCACCGAGAAAGAGAUAGGGCCAAUGAAUGAUUUAGUUGGGUCUGGUCCUGCUCUGAGCAGGGGGUGGGACUAGAUGAUCUCCUGAGGUCUCUUCCCACCCUGAUAGUCUAUGAGCCUAUGACUGCUUCACAACGCCUGUGAACGAGAGCAGAACCAGCCAGAACCCAGUAUUCACUAUGCACAGCCUGCAUGAAAGCCAGCGGUACAAUCCGAGACACUUCCUGUGGUAUGAGUGAGCCCCAGGCCCUGACCCUGACCCCUCGAUUGUCCCACGCUGCGGUUGCUCACGCCAAAGGCUCGGUGGGUCUUUGUAUUUUACCCAGGUGAAGUAUUCGAGCUCGUGGAGUUUUUAAAAUAGUUUUAGUUUCUAUUUUUUGAAUUUCCCCUGUAGGCACAGAGGCCUCGCAGGGAGGGCAGAACUUUUGUGGGCUUCUCCAUGGCUUGUGUCACAUCAAUUCAGUCAUAUCCCAGAAGCAAUAAAACUAUCAAACUAGCCCGGUUGGUCUCUUCAUUCUGCUCGUUGGUCUCCCUCCCGCCCUCUCCUAGAGGAGGUGUUGGGGGGGACUUGCCUGCUGUUUGCCUGUAUCUCUCUACAGGUGUCACCCCUGCAUGUUCAUUAACCCUUAAAGACCUGCAUGAAAAGGUGACUAUAGGACACUGCUCCAAGAGUGCAGCUCACUCCUCACCUGCUCUCCCGGAUUCCGCGCCUGCUUGUCAUUGGCAUUGCAUGGAGAGACCAGGGCGUUCCCCUGCAGCACCAGCACACUUGGAACACGAAGGAAAUACAAACUGUC
Molecule: messenger RNA, 7676 nt
Organism: Mauremys mutica (yellowpond turtle)
Lineage: Eukaryota; Metazoa; Chordata; Testudines; Geoemydidae
Gene: ST3GAL3
Product: ST3 beta-galactoside alpha-2,3-sialyltransferase 3
Exons: 13
Coding region: 352-1608 (418 amino acids)
Molecular function (GO): sialyltransferase activity
Source: RefSeq, a predicted model, not a curated record